AGCGGCCACAAGGCGUGUUACAAGGACAGCAGCACAACAUCAUGGCAGAAACAAUCAUGCUGAUUCGGGGCCUGACGAUGUUGGUGAUGGCCAGUUUGAGUCUGGUGGGUAACGUGAGUGUUAUCGUAGCUACCCUCUCCUCUCCUUUCCUCCAUACCCCCUCUCACGUGUUAGUGGCAUUCCUUUGCUUCUUUCACCUGCUCAGUGCUGCUCUCAGCAUGAUUCCUAUUGGUAUUUCCUGUCUUACUGAACGCUGGAUCGGGGGAGAUUCGGACGGGUUUUUCUGCGAGAUGUUUGGAGUAACAGUGAUCCUGCUCACCAUCAUCCCCUUCAACCUCCUAGUGGUAAUCUCCAUAGACAAGUUCACAGCUGUAAAGUACCCCCUCCAGUACAACCGGAUCGUUACUAAGAAAACAGUGUUUGGUAUGAUAGUGUCCUGCAUCGUGCUGCCUCUACUCGGUCUGGUUCCCAUCCAGAAGAUCCUGAUAGAUUCCAGCCGGAUGUAUACCAUGUUCUACCCUCCCUACGGUUCCUGUCAGCUGGUCAUAGCCUCCGCUGAUUGUGUCCUCUGCUACGUUCUCUACGGCAUAUUCUUCGCGUUCCAGGUCCUCCCACUCCUAGCUAUCAUCGUCUUCUACUCCUUGAUAUUUGUGGAGGUGAAGAAGCAGGUGAAGAACGCACGAGCUCAGAGUCUGGAUAAGAAGAACAUGCUGGAUUGCCACAAAGCCACGGUGACAAUCUUCCUCCUGGUGUUAACCUACGUACUGACAUGGUUACCCGAGUGGACCCUGGACUUCCUAGCGUUUCUGGGAGUAGGAAGGGAGAACACGGUGUUAUACAACUUGCAGAUAGCAUCUAGGUGGAUAUUCUUCCUUAGCCCUGUAGCUGACCCCUUCAUAUACGCACUACGUCAUAAUAAGGUACAACAAGAACUAAAGAGACUGUUGUGUCCAGCACCUCAAACUAUUAAUAAACCAGAUAGCAAGUCGUGGGACGUUCCCUUCACCAACAUCCGCAAACUAUUUACUUACCAGCAAUUACCUAGCUAUAACAGCGAUAUCAGUAACAACCAUGUUCACCAUGGUACGAGAACGAGCAGUAUAACGAACAGUGAGGGUAGCAAGAGACCUAGUCUGGGUGAUUUCAGCCUUCAUCUCGUCAAGAACAACGUUAACUGCGUGCCAGAGACCAUCGUAUAAACGCCAUCCUUCAUUAUCCAUCGGAAUUGUGUCGGCACAGCGAUUUUUCGGAAUAAAUCGAUGUUUGAACACAAGGAAAUGUUUUUUGGAGGGAGUCUAACAAUUUGUGGCCCCAUGUUUCAAUAGUUAGAACUCUUGCUGAGCGGUGCGCUUAAUUCGUAAUUUUUAUCCUUGCUACAAUUUCAGACUUUUUAUGAUUUGAGAUUACGCAUUGUAAUUAGAAUUAGUAUGUACGAAAUAAUAUAUAAACAACGAACCAACUAAUUAUCAUUUAACAUGAACUUAAUGACCUAACUAAUUGCAAUUGCAUGCUGCUAAUUAGCGAGAUAACUUAAAGUUAAAUAAAAUUAUGUCAGUCCGAAUUUAUAUGUUUUUUCUGAUUCGACUAGAUCUAGUAAUUGACUACUGUUUAUUGAUUAACAUGGUUGCUCGUUUGUCGUUCGUGGAGUGCGCGUGGAGUGCGCACCUCCUAACAGAACUCACUACGCCAUAUGGUCAAGUGAAAUCUUUAUUUAUAUAACUAUGUGCAAUAUUAUCAGAGCAUGAUACCUUGUUGGUGCAUGACCCUGAAUAAAUAUAACGGUCACGGAGCGUCCACAGAACCAAACUUAAGCAGUUUCUGUUUAUUUCUAUUUAUUUGAAAUUCCAUAUUAUUAACUGAUAACAAUUUAUUAUUUUAAGUUUUUAAAUCAUCUCAAAUACG
This is a messenger RNA of Bolinopsis microptera, 1902 nucleotides long. RefSeq names its product adenosine receptor A2a-like. Gene Ontology annotation, cellular component: plasma membrane. Gene Ontology annotation, molecular function: G protein-coupled receptor activity. NCBI's taxonomy places the organism in Eukaryota, Metazoa, Ctenophora, Tentaculata, Lobata, Bolinopsidae. Gene Ontology annotation, biological process: G protein-coupled receptor signaling pathway. The transcript has 5 exons. The record is from RefSeq and is a predicted model, not a curated record. The coding region runs from base 42 to 1199 and encodes 385 amino acids.